Oreochromis aureus is the source of this 3226-nucleotide messenger RNA. Its product is annotated as protein asteroid homolog 1-like. The transcript is spliced from 4 exons. Bases 28 to 2307 code for a protein of 759 amino acids. The record is from RefSeq and is a predicted model, not a curated record. NCBI's taxonomy places the organism in Eukaryota, Metazoa, Chordata, Actinopteri, Cichliformes, Cichlidae.
CUCACCUUAACCACACUUUAAGGAAUCAUGGGGGUUUCAAACUUGGAAAAAAUAAUAGAUUCUUCCUGUGAAGAAGUUGAAAUAGAAAAAGUAGAUGUCAUCAUUGAUGGGGCAGCUUUGUACUAUUUUUUGUAUUUUAACUCUGAUCCAAAGCUGGACCAGCGCUGUGGAGGAGAUUAUCCUGGAUUCAAAGAUGAGGUCUGUAAGUUCUUUACGACUCUGCACAACUGUGGAGUCACUCCUUAUGUCAUCCUAGAUGGAGCCACAGAUCGUGACAAGCGCACAACAUCUGUGUUUCGCCUUGGCGAUAAACUGGAAAAAGCAAAGAAAAUAGAGACUGGCGGUACUUUAGAAAAAGAAGAUAAUGUGUUACCACCUCUGGUCAAAGAUGUCUUCAUAGAAAUCUUAACAGAAGGCAUAAAGGGCAUAGAAGGCAUAAAGUUUAAAGUGUGUUUAGGUGAGGCAGACCCUGAGGUUGUUUCUGCUGCAAAUCAGAAACAAUGUGCUGUGCUGUCCAGAGACACAGAUUUUUGCAUCUUUGAUGUGCACAAAGGUUUCCUUUAUCUCGACAACUUUGAGUGGAAAAAAGAAAAGAAUGGAAAAAUUCCUGCUAAGCUCUACACACGUUCAAAGUUUUGUGAGCGUUUUAAAUUGGAACCUGCUCUCAUGCCAGUCUUUGCUUCAACAGCAGGAAAUGAUUAUUCAAAAUUAAAAGAUGAUAAAAAACUUAAACUUGCAGGAAUAGAAACCAGAGAUGACAUUAAAAUACUGAAAGGUAUACUGAGCUUUUUUAGUAAAGUGCCUGAAGAAAUAGAGGGAUGGGGAGGCUUGAGUGCCUCAGAGAAGAGAAGCAAAGCUCUGACUGUCACUUUAGGACAUGUUGAUGUAAAAGAGAGGCAAACAUUUGAACGCUCCAUUCAGAAAUAUGAUGAACUAGAAAAAACAGAAAACACAAGUUCUCCACCAUGGGUGUGUGAAAAAGUUGAGCGUGGAGAACUCACCAGUUUCGUCAUAAGUGUUGUGGAUCAGAAGACAAUUCUGCUGACCCCACUUGUGGAGGACUUUUCACAGCGCAGUAGUUACAAAGCUGCUUACCGCAUCAGACAGUACUUCUAUGGACUGUUAACAGGAGGUAAUAUUACUGAAUAUGACAGGGAUGGAGAAGAGAUCAAAGACUACCGUGUCACAUCAAUACUUCCCAGCAGUGAUGAACAGAAACAACUGAAACUACAGCGUCUGCAUAAGGCUCCUGAGGGUUUGCGUCGCAGGGUGUUUGAACAAGCUCUGCAGGUUCAGACAUCAGACUUAGAAAACAUCCCCGACCAGCUGAAGCUGCCAGUCUGUGUGACUCUUUUCUGGUUCAAGGGGCUACAACACCACCCAAAACCUGAAACUGUAAACUGCCUCCACGCUCUCCUACUGUGGUUUGCGUGUCACCUUGAUGGUCCAGAGGACGAGUUUGAGAGGAGGAUGAAAGCUUUAAAGGAUGAAGGUGUGAGUAUCUGGCAGCCACGUGUGGCUCAUGCUUUCAGCCAAUGGCAGUGCUGCAUGAGGCAGAGUCUCCACCUGAACCAGCUGCUGUGUUCCCCUCUACCAGAACCUCAGUGUGCACGACUUUACUGUGGACCUCUCCUUCAUCGGCUGGCAGAUGAAGACACAAUUAAACAACUAGAGAAAACACUGAGAGGAGAAAAGAAGGAAUUAUAUAAAUAUUUAAAGACCAUUCUUAAACCAAAAAGUACUGGAGAGGGGUCCUCAAGUGAGGAAGAAUGCCAACAACUGCAGAAGACUGAGGAAGAGGAGAACUCAGAUGAAGAUCUCAUAACCAGUCUAGACAAUCUACACAUUAUGGAAACAACUCUGGUUAUUGGUGAUUCUGCACUCAGAAAUCUGCGGCUAGAUACUCCAGAAAUCAGGAUCAAAUGCAUUCCAGAAGCAACAGCACCUGUCAUUGAGGCCGAGCUGAAACUGUUGGCUAAACGUAGAUUUCAAAAGAUUGUAAUUCACGUUGGCAGUAAUGAUAUCCAGCUACAGCAAUUUGAGGACACUAAAAAUAGUAUUGAAUCUGUUUGUAACUUUGCCAGAACAAUGUCAGACACUGUAGCUUUCUCUGGUCCCUUCCCCAAUGAGACCAUGCUGUCACUGAACCGCUGGCUGUUGGAGUGGUGCUCAGAAAACAAUGUGGUAUUCAUAGAUAACUGGCAAACCUUCAGCGAAAACCCUGGUCUUAUUGAGGAAGAUGGCAUCCAUCCCACUUUGGAUGGUGCAGCUCUCCUUUCUAGACAUCUGAAGGAUUUUUUAAGUUAAAACCAGAAAGCAGGGUUAGGGUCUUACACACACCUCUGAACAGUUCGUUCUGUCACCCACUCCCAAAAUCCUGUCCUCACAGACUCCAUAAAACUAAAGAGCCAAAACAGCUAAAUGUGGUUUACUGAAUAUAUUUUUACAGUAAAAGUUAAGAACACAAAGAAAUGCAGUGACACAGUUUUAAGACACAGUUUUGUUUAAUUAGCAGCUGAGAGAGGAAAGAAGAAUUUAUCAGGGAAAUGAGGCAGAAAUUAAUAGCCGGUGUUUGUUAACACUACAUUGUCUGCACAGGAACUCAUGUAUAACUCACAUUCACAACAGCCAAUAAGAGCUCAGGCCAUAAGACGUCCAAAUGCAGGAAACACAAAUUGAUGUUAAAUAAAGGACAAGGACCUCACCAUCACUUUAAUGUGUCUGUUAUAAGACCUUUUUUAUUUCUUUGUAAUAUUUUUUGUCUACAGUGUGACCAUGUAGAGGUCCACAAAUCUGGAAUAAUAUUCAAAGCGCUUUAAAAAUGUCAACAUCUUUCUCCGUCUUCAAACGGACUCUAACACAACAUUUGCUACUAACAUAUGUUUGAUUUGGAACGCUGUGUAGAUUUUUCAAACUUGUAAUCGAGGUGCUAUUAUUUCUAGUUGUCACUGACUUCAUAUAUUAGCAUUUUUUAUGUUAGAAUUUCUAGUAUAACUUUAGGGCGUUUAGUGAUUAAGGUUAGUACAAUAAUGUAGAGGUAUUAUAUAUGUAUUGUCUGUAUAUAAUCUGACGUUUGGGCCAAAUCACUAUUACAAUCAAAUAACUUCACAAAUAAACUGAAACUGUUUCUCUGCGAUUUGAAUUUAGUGUUCAGUUUUUUUGCUAAUCUUUUAGAGCACUUUGUAAAAUGUUUUUGAAUAAAGUUACAGAUAUUAAUAAUCACUAA